Messenger RNA from Aspergillus mulundensis, 2142 nucleotides. Its product is annotated as putative Melibiase subfamily. Lineage: Eukaryota; Fungi; Ascomycota; Eurotiomycetes; Eurotiales; Aspergillaceae. Gene Ontology annotation, molecular function: alpha-galactosidase activity. The transcript has a single exon. Bases 1 to 2142 code for a protein of 713 amino acids. Gene Ontology annotation, biological process: carbohydrate catabolic process. The record is from RefSeq and is a predicted model, not a curated record.
AUGUGUCCUCAAAACAUCACUGUCGAAAGUGACGCCCUUCAGCUCACAAUCUACAUCGACGAAGAAGGCGCAGCGUAUCUUGACCAGGUCAUUCCAGCCGGAAGCACUCCUCGACGCCCGGUAUCCAAAUACUUUGAUACCCAUCGCGCUCCCCUAGUGGAAGUACGACUCGCCGGCGAAGGGACGCAGAAGCACAAGUCCUCCAAGAGUCUGCUGGGAAGCUACAUCGGGCCGCGACUGCACUACAAAUACCACGAUAUUCGCGCUGAUGGGGGGUGCAAGACCCUAGACGUGACGCUCUCAAGUCCCAAAGACAAGAUCACCGUAAUCUCUCACCUAGCCCUCUACAACUCAACACCUACCCUCCGAGCGUCCGCAACAAUCCGCAACGAUGGAAAUGAGUCCGUAAUCAUCACCCAAAUAACAUCCCUCGUCCUCGGCGGCCUCACAACCGGCUCAGAAAAAUGGUGGGAUGGCUACACCCUCUCCGUGGCUACAAACUCCUGGUUCCGCGAGGCGCAAUGGGUACAGCAUUCACUGCCUGCCAUCGGACUGGACGACUACGGCGUCUACGGUCGGCCCGAGAACCACUUCGCUUCGCUGGCUCACUAUGCGAUCUCAAAUAGGGGUACAUUCUCGACGGAGGGACAUCUCCCCAUGGGUCUUCUGGAGCGCUGUGAUAGAGGCGAGACGUGGCUGUGGCAGGUUGAAAGUAACGGCUCGUGGCGGUGGGAGAUCGGGGAUUGGAGGGACGGGGGUUAUCUUGCUGCCUCUGGGCCGAUUGAGAGCGAUCAUGACUGGAGACAGAUUCUAGAGCCAGGCGGGGAGUUCAAGACUGUUCCUGUGGCGCUUGUGCAUGUGUUCGAUGACUACGAGAGUGCGUUUGGGGCGUUGACGACAUAUCGAAGACUUAUUCGACGGGUGCAUGACGAUAACAAGCACCUGCCCAUUAUAUUCAACGACUACAUGAACUGCCUCAUGGGUGAUCCGACAGAGGGGAAAAUUCUAGCCCUCGUUGACCCAGUCGUGAAAGCGGGCGCCGAGUACUUCGUCAUCGACUGCGGCUGGUACGCCGAUGAUGCCGGGUGGUGGGAUGACGUUGGCGAGUGGGAGCCGUCGAAGAAGCGCUUUCCCAGCGGCUUCAGGAACCUCCUGUCCAAAAUACGCGCGAAAGGCCUCAUCCCGGGCCUCUGGAUCGAGCCCGAGGUUAUCGGCGUGCGGAGCGCCGUAGCCACUCAACUCCCAAACGAAGCGUUCUUCCAACGCAACGGCCACCGCGUCGUCGAGAAGGGCCGGUACCAGCUUGACUACCGACACCCGACCGUACGCGACCGCAUGCAUUCUAUCAUUCAGCGCCUGGUCACCCAGUACGGAGUCGGCUACUUCAAAUUCGACUACAACAUCGACGUCGUGCAGGGGACAGACAUCGCGACUUCUUCUCCAGGCUCGGGACAGCUCGAGCACAACCGCGCAUACCUCUCCUGGGUGAAUGAGCUCUUCGACCGAUACCCAAAUCUCGUGAUCGAGAACUGCUCCUCCGGCGCGCAACGCAUGGACUACGCCAUGCUCUCUACCCACCCGCUCCAAAGCACCAGCGACCAGCAAGACCCCGACAAAUACGCCGCUAUCUCCGCGGCAUUGCCGAGCGCCGUUACGCCUGAGCAGGGCGCUGUCUGGGUCUAUCCGCAGGCUGAGUGGGACGACGAGGUGAACGCGUUUACUGUGGUGAAUGCGCUUCUAGCACGCGUCCAUCUUAGCGGGAGGUUGGAUUUGCUGAGCGAGGCGCAGUUUGCGAUUAUACGGGAGGGAAUGGAUGUGUACAGGGCUAUCCGGGCGGAUUUACCAAGCGCGAUGCCGUUUUGGCCGCUUGGGUUGCCCGGAUGGCAUGAUGAUUGGGUGGCGCUGGGCAUGAAGGUGAAGCGGGGCGAGAGGGUGUAUGUGGCUGUUUGGAGGAGAGGGGGUGGGCAUGGGAUUGGUUUACCUGUGUCUGGACUCAGGGGGUGUGAUGUUCGGGCUGAACUGCUGUAUCCGAAGGCGUUUGCGGCUGGGACGGAGUGUGAGUGGGAUGCGGUGGAAGGAGUGCUUAAGGUCAAGGUCCCUGCAACCCUGUGUGCACGCCUAUUCUGCUUGACGGUUUUGUAA